Tripterygium wilfordii is the source of this 1479-nucleotide messenger RNA. Its product is annotated as protein FAR1-RELATED SEQUENCE 4-like. Gene Ontology annotation, biological process: regulation of DNA-templated transcription. NCBI's taxonomy places the organism in Eukaryota, Viridiplantae, Streptophyta, Magnoliopsida, Celastrales, Celastraceae. Gene Ontology annotation, molecular function: zinc ion binding. The transcript has 5 exons. The record is from RefSeq and is a predicted model, not a curated record. Bases 1 to 1479 code for a protein of 492 amino acids.
AUGGUUUCACUUGAUGAUAUUGAUAGUCAAAUCAAUAUCAAUCAAGUUGAUUGUGUUAAUGAUUAUGUUGAGACUGUUGCUGAGACUGUUGGAUUGAAUGUGCCAGUUAUAGGAAUGUUGUUUGAAUCGGUUGAUAAGAUGUUUAAAUUUUACAAGGAAUAUGGUCAAGUAAAUGGGUUUUCAGUCAAGAGGAGGUCAUUAACGAAGGAUGUGAAUGGUGAUUACAUAUAUCUGAUAUUUUCAUGCAAGAGAUCGGAUAAAUUUGUAUCAUGUUCGAAGAAUUCAGUUAAUCAUCAUGGUUAUAGUAAGAAUGAGUGUGAUAAAUGUUCAAAUCGGAUCUUAAAUAUCACAUCAGAGUGCAAGGCGAGGCUUGUUGGUAGAGUUUCUGUUGAUGGGAAAUGGAAGAUUACAUUGUUUGAAGAUGUCCACAACCAUGAUCUAAGUCCUAGUCAUUCUAGAUUCUUCGCGUGCAACAGAGAAAUAAAUCCGUGUGUGAAAAGACAACUAGAGAUUAGUGAUAUUGCUAGAAUUCGAUCGAACAAGAGUUCAAUUCAUUUGUCAUUGGUGCCAACGGUCAUGAUAAUAUUCAAUUUCUGGAGAGAGAUACUAGAAACCUUCUUGCUAGGACUAGGCAUUUAUGCCUUGGUAAAGGAUCCACGCAACACGGCAGCUUAUCAUGAAUUUGGUGAUGUCGUUACGUUCGAUACGACAUACCUAACUAAUAAGUAUGACAUGCCAUUUGCCCCGUUUAUUGAUGUCAAUCACCAUAGGCAUUCAAUACUUCUUGGUUGUGGUUUGAUCUCUAGUGAGGACACUGAAACAUUCGUUUGGUUAUUUAGGACAUGGUUAGCGUGCAUGGGUGAUAUUGCUCCUCAUGGUAUAAUCACUGACCAGGUUAGGGCAAUGAAGAAUGUGACUGAAAUUGUCUUCCCAAACACAAGGCAUAAAUUAUGUUUAUGGCAUAUCAUGAAGAAGGUGCCUGAGAAAUUUGGUUCACUUGGUGAAUAUGAAUCCAUCAAGCGAAUGUUGGCUGAAUCUGUUUAUAACUCCCAUAGUAUCGAAAAAUUUGAAAGUGGCAAGAAGAAAGUUAUGUUCACUAUGAUGUAUGAUGGACUUAACAUUGGGUGUUCUUGUUUGAAAUUUGAGUUUAGGGGUAUUUUGUGUAGGCAUGCUAUAACUGUCCUUUUGACAAACAAUGAGUAUUUACUUCCGGCACAUUACAUCUUCCCGCAGUGGAGGAAAGAUGUUAGAAGAUGUCAUUCUCGAGUGAAGAUAAGCUUUGAUGGGUGGACAACCACAAAUGAGCAAGUCCGGUAUGAUCAUAUGUUGAGUUCCUCAAUACCUAAUGAUCCAAUAAUCAAAAGAGGGAAAGGACGUCCAUGCACUGUGAUGAAGAAGAAGGUUUUUAUGAGGAAUUAUGGUGGUAACAUGAACAACGCAGUCGGAGGAUCUAGGUCUAAUGGAGGUCUAGGGUGUUGA